Molecule: messenger RNA, 1939 nt
Organism: Oldenlandia corymbosa var. corymbosa
Lineage: Eukaryota; Viridiplantae; Streptophyta; Magnoliopsida; Gentianales; Rubiaceae
Source: the annotation of a GenBank genome assembly
UUUAUUACGUUAGUUUGACGAAAUAGAGUGUGUGAAUUAGGUAGCUGAAGCGUGGGAAAUGACUGCAUGCAAACAAAAAAUUAGUUAGAACUCCUUGGAACAAAACCCCCCACAUUUUGGGGAACCUGAUUUACUUACUAUAUACGUAUUUAAAAACCCUCGUAUAUUUCACCUGGCCAAUUUAAUAACCACAAAGAAGUACGAGGAAGCAGAAAAAUCACAUCGUUCGUUUCAGUGUUAGGAUUCUAACAAUCACUUUCAUCAUUAUUAUUAUUUUUUUUUGGCACAUUUGAAGAAAGAAGAAGAACAGUUUUAAUGGAAGGUGGUGGAAAUACUGUUAUUAAACCUCCCAUAGACGUUGAUCUUGAAAAUCAGAGGCCAGUGGAGCAGAGAAUUGGAUGGAGAGAAUUCUUCAAGUUUAUGGGGCCUGGUUUUCUUGUUUCUUUAGCAUAUCUUGAUCCUGCAAACUUACAAACUGAUUUACAAGCUGGAGCAAACUACGGAUAUGAGCUUCUCUGGGUGAUACUUGUCGGACUAGUAUUUGCCCUUAUUGUGCAAUCAUUAGCAGCAAAUCUUGGUGUCUGCACAGGGAGACAUCUAUCAGAGGUAUGCAGAGCCGAAUACCCAAAAAUUAUCAAUUACCCACUUUGGGUAUUAGCAGAAAUUGCUGUCAUAUCAGCCGAUGUACCCGAAGUGAUUGGCACGGCUUUUGCUCUUAACUUGCUGUGCCACAUCCCAGUUUGGGUGGGAGUCUUGUGCACUGGAAUUUCCACCCUCAUCUUGAUUGGACUUCAAAGAUUCGGGGUAAGGAAGCUGGAAUUCUUAAUAACAUUUCUGGUGUUUAUAAUGGCUGCAUGUUUCUUUGGAGAAUUGAAAUAUGUGAAGCCGCCAGCAAAGGAGUUGUUCAAAGGCAUGUUUAUUCCUAAGCUUUCUGGAAAUGGUGCUACUGGUGAUGCCAUUGCCUUAUUAGGUGCACUCAUAAUGCCGCAUAAUCUCUACCUUCAUUCGGCUCUUGUGCUCUCCCGUAAAGUCCCAAAUACAACACGAAGUAUCAAUGAUGCUUGCCGAUUCUUCUUAAUUGAGAGUGGAUUUGCACUCUUUGUGGCCUUCCUAAUCAAUGUCGCUGUUAUAGCAGUAUCUGGAACUGUCUGCUUAGAGAAAAAUCUUUCACCCGAAGCAAUUCAGAAUUGUAGUGAUCUUACACUCGAUUCGUCCUCCUUCCUUCUUCAGAAUGUGCUCGGUAAAACUAGCUCCACAUUGUACGGAAUAGCAUUAUUGGCAUCAGGGCAAAGCUCAUCAAUUACAGGCACAUACGCUGGACAAUAUGUUAUGCAGGGUUUUCUGGAUCUUAAAAUCAAAGUGUGGAUUAGAAACAUAAUAACAAGGUGCAUUGCCAUCAUCCCGAGCCUUAUAGUCUCAGUCAUUGCUGGACCUUCAGGAGCCGGUCAACUCAUUUCAAUUGCUUCAAUGAUUCUUUCAUUUGAAAUACCAUUUUCAGUGAUUCCUUUACUUAAAUUUAGUAGCAGUUCUGCCAAAAUGGGAAACCAUAAAUCCUCCAAAUCUAUUAUUGUGAUUUCUUGGAUCCUGGGGUUGGGAAUCAUGGGCAUCAACGUUUAUUACCUCAUCACAAACUUUGUUCAGUGGCUGAUUCACGAUCACAAUUUAGCGAAAAUUUGGAAGAUAUUCAUCGGCAUUGUAGUAUUCCCCUUAAUGGCAGUUUACAUAAUUGUCGCUAUAUAUCUUAUGUUUCGUAAAGAUAACGUUGUGAUUUCUGAAAAAGCUUCAUUAGCUACAACCAGUGAUCAAGAUUGAUUGGACAAGGAAUUAUAUUGAUUAUGAUAAUUGAUAUUCCCUCCGUCUAAUAAUUACUAUCCAGUUUGAAUUUUCAUUGUAAAUAAUGUUACUCAAACGUGACUUACUUUCUAUUGUGGUUUUGCAA